ACUCAAUUUCCUGGGAAAAUAGAUAGAAAGGGGAAAAAAAACAGGGGAAACGCAUUGAAUUGAAUGAGCUCGGCCGUGGGAAUUUGAUAACUGGUCUCGCGUCGACUCUGUUAACCCUUUUUGUAUUUCAGUUUCAGUUUCAGUUUCAGUUUCAGUUGAUGGCAUUCUCUAUCUCCUUUAGCCGCCCUGUUUUCUCUCUCAACAACACAAUCUCUUUUCACCCAUCUUCUCCUCCUUCUCUGUGCAUCUUCAAAUUCCACCACCAGAAGAAUAAUAAUGUCUCCAAGACGACGACGGGUUACCAGGGCUUAUGUGGUGGGGUGGUGAUAAACUGUUCUUCUUCUGAGCUGGGUCCCACCUCCUCUGACCCCAUGAAUAGCAGCAGCAGCAGCAGGAAACCUCAAAUACCUUCUAUGGCCCCUUUUAAUGGCAGAAUGAAUGAAGUUGGCAUGUCGAAUUCGUCAUAUAAAUGGCGUAGGGUUUUGCUUAAAGUAAGCGGAGAAGCACUUGCAGGAGAUCAAACACAAAACAUUGACCCAAAGGUUACAAUGUCCAUUGCAAGAGAGGUUGCAGCUGUAACUCGGCUUGGCAUUGAGGUCGCAAUUGUUGUUGGUGGGGGAAAUAUCUUCCGUGGGUCCUCUUGGGCAGGAAGUAGUGGCCUCGACCGCUCAUCUGCUGAUUACAUUGGGAUGUUGGCAACUGUUAUGAAUGCCAUGUUUUUGCAAUCAACAAUGGAGAGCAUUGGCAUCCCGACACGAGUCCAGACUGCAUUUCGAAUGUCUGAAGUUGCCGAACCAUACAUACGUAGAAGGGCUGUUAGGCAUUUAGAGAAAGGGAGAGUUGUGAUUUUUGCUGCAGGAACUGGAAACCCAUUCUUCACUACAGACACUGCUGCAGCCCUUCGUUGUGCAGAAAUUAAUGCGGAGGUGGUGCUGAAAGCUACGAAUGUUGAUGGGGUCUAUGACGAUAAUCCCAGGCAUAAUCCAAAUGCUUCUCUUCUGGAAACUCUAACUUAUCAAGAUGUGAUGUCAAGGGACCUUUCAGUGAUGGACAUGACUGCUAUUACGUUGUGCCAUGAGAACAACAUUCCUGUUGUCGUCUUCAAUCUUAACAAACCGGGUAACAUCUCAAAAGCCAUUAUGGGAGAAAGGGUUGGAACAUUGAUUGGAGGGACAAAGGAUUCAGCACCAGUAAGGCCAUAAGCAGGACGGUUUGUAAUCUCUACUGCUAUUGAAUUUGGGCCUUAACAUUUGAGGACAUUUCAGUUUUGUUACAACUAGUGUCUGAGUUUUGGCACAGAAAAGCAUUUAGCUCUUUACCUUUGGGGAUCGAAGAGAAUUUAUGAAUUUAGAAGUACCAAUCUUGAGCAUUCAUAUGCUCGCUCCAAUGAUUAUGUGUAUUGAUGCUGACACUGUAAAUAUUAUUGUGGAAUGUAGGACUUCAAUUAUGCAGAACUUUGGUUAA
This is a messenger RNA of Camellia sinensis, 1464 nucleotides long. NCBI's taxonomy places the organism in Eukaryota, Viridiplantae, Streptophyta, Magnoliopsida, Ericales, Theaceae. The record is from RefSeq and is a predicted model, not a curated record.